Leucoraja erinaceus (little skate) is the source of this 6067-nucleotide messenger RNA. RefSeq names its product P2Y purinoceptor 12-like. The transcript has 2 exons. Gene Ontology annotation, molecular function: G protein-coupled purinergic nucleotide receptor activity. Gene Ontology annotation, cellular component: membrane. The record is from RefSeq and is a predicted model, not a curated record. NCBI's taxonomy places the organism in Eukaryota, Metazoa, Chordata, Chondrichthyes, Rajiformes, Rajidae. Bases 1644 to 2660 code for a protein of 338 amino acids. Gene Ontology annotation, biological process: blood coagulation; G protein-coupled receptor signaling pathway.
GGAGGCCCAGGACAGAAAGUUCGGAUUCCGAAUGGGAGGGGGAGUCGAAGUGCUGAGCCACUGGGAGAUCAGGUUGGUUAAUGCAAACUGUGCGGAGGUGUUGGGCGAAGCGAUCGCCAAGCCUGCGCUUGGUUUCACCAAUGUAGAGCAGUUGACACCUAGAGCAGCAGAUGCAAUAGAUGAGGUUGGAGGAGGUGCAGGUGAACCUCUGCCACACCUGGAAAGACUGCUUGGGCCCUUGGAUGGAGUCAAGGGGGUAGGUAAAGUGACAAGUGUAGCAUUGGAAUUAUUAUAAAUAAAAUUCAUAUGGUUCACAAAUGUCCUGCUGUCCUCUCACAGGCAAACACAUCGAUGGUCACUUUGGAACCGUAACAAUGUGGUUAACUCUGAAGUGUGGGAUUCAAGAGAUAAAAUAGAAGCAUAAAGGAAUUUGGUUAAUAAAGCAAUAUUUCCAUUAUCAGUAAUAUUCAUUGAAGAAACCGUGAAUAGGUAGAAAAAGGUUUUAUUUAUGUCGUGUGCAUCAGGAAGACAUUCAUCAAUGGCCAUAAGUGCAAGAAGAAAAUUAGUAUUUCCUGCAAUGCCAUCAAGAACUAUCCAUGCGCUUUAUAUCUAAGGAAGUAACUUUAAGCGUUACAGCCAUUUCAACAUCGAGAUGGCAGCAGUCAAUCUGUGGAUAGUAGGUUCUGAGAAGCAACAAUGUGAUAUCAAGUCGUCAAGUACAGUUUAUUGUCAUAUGCACAAGAACGGUGAGGUACAGAUACAGUGAAAAUCGUGCUUGCAAUAUGGGUCGAACAUGCUGUUUUAAUGAUUGAGGGAUCUGUAUGGAUCGUUUAGGUCACCAUGUUAUAGGAGAGAUGCUGUCAAGCUGGAAAGGCUGCAGAGAAGAUUUAUGAGAAUGGUGCCAGGACUCGAUGGCCUGAGUUAUUGGGAGAGGUUGAGCAGGCAAGGACUUUAUUCCUGGGUGUGCAGGAGGAUGAGGGGUGAUCUUACAUAGGUGCACAAGAUUAAGAGGGGAAUAGAUCAAGUAAAUGCAGUUUUUUUGCCUAUAGUAGGAGAAUCGAGAACAAGAGAACAUAGGCUUAAGAUGAAGGGGGAGAAAGAUUUUAUAGGAUCCUGAGGGCCAACAUUUUUACCCAAAUGGUGGUAGGUGUAUGGAAGAAGCUGCUGGAGGAGGUAGUUGAGGCAGUUACUAUCACAACAUUUAAGAAACAUUUAGACAGGUGCAUGAAUAGCACGUUUAGAGGUAUAUGGCCCAAAUGUAGCAGGUGGGACGAGUGUAGAUGGGGCAUGUUAGUCGGCGUGGACAAAUUGGGCCAAAGGGCCUGUUUUCACGCUGUAUAACACUAAUUGCCGUCACAUUGAUCAAUGAGCCAUAUUCUCAAAUCAAAUACAAGACAAGGAAAGGACUUUUGUCGGUGACACAUAACCAGGCCAAGAAAGCAGAACUACUGACAAAGUCAGCAGCUUGUCAGAUCCGAGAGCUUCCGCUCCGUAGGGCCAACAAAAUAUUUAUCUCCUCAGAGGGACUGUCUCCUGAAGACAUUAUGUUCAUCAGACAUUCGUUCGCCUUGGCAUAAAGCAAGACAAUUUGAGACCCACAACCAUCCCAACCAGUGGAAACAGCAGGCGGCAGCAAAGAAGAGAUGGCUCUGAACGAGACAGGAAGCUUCUUCAACUAUUCAAACAUUGCGGCAGAAGUCAAGUGUGCCCCAGAUCGUAGGAACAGCCAAGUGAUUUUCUCCAUACUUUACACCGUCCUUUUCAUCGCUGGCCUUCUGAUGAACAGCCUGGCUAUUUGGGUGUUCUUUGAAAUACCAAGCAAGUCAAUCUUCAUUGUGUACCUUAAGAAUACCGUCGUGGCCGAUGCACUAAUGAUACUGACUUUCCUGUUUAAGAUUAUCGUAGAGUCACGGUUCAGAACACCUGCGUUCCAAGUCUUUGUCUGUCAGGUUAGUUCAGUCAUCUUCUACAUGACUAUGUACAUUAGCAUCAUAUUCCUAGCACUGAUAAGCAUUGACCGCUACCAGAAGGCAGCAAAGCCAUUUGGCCGUUCUGCAUCGUGCAAACCCAGAACCGCAAAAAUUCUCUCGGCGUCCAUAUGGCUGUCUUUGUUUAUCUUGGCUUUGCCCAACAUGAUACUCUACAAGCGAAGUGCCAUCGCAACAAACGAACGCAAGUGUUCCUUACUCAAGACCGAGCUGGGCUUGAAGUGGCACGAAGUGGUGAACUUCAUCUGCCAGAUCAUCUUCUGGAGCAGCUUGGUGGUGAUAGUUGUCUGCUAUGCCCUGAUAAGCAGGGAACUUUAUAAAUCCUAUCAGAAAACGGGAGGCAGCUCCAAUCAAAGGAAGACGAUCAACCUCAAUGUUUUUCUUGUGCUGGCUGUGUUCUUUACCUGUUUUGUGCCCUUUCAUUUUGCCAGGAUCCCGUACACAUUGAGCCAAACCCGAGAUGCCUUCAAGUGCUCAGUUAGAAUUGCCCUGUACUACAUCAAGGAAACUACACUCAGCAUGAUAGCGUUAAAUGCUUGCCUCGAUCCAUUAAUUUACUUUUUUCUAUGUCGAUCAUUCAGGAACAUGCUGUUCAAAAAGCUGAGAUUCUGCAAAAAGAGACUGUCAAAGACACAGAAAAAUGUACACUCAAGUACGGACACUUCACUCUAGAUUACAAGUCGACGUAACAAGCCUUUACUUUAGACUUGGACUUUAGAUAUACAGCGUGAACACGGGCCCUUCCGCCCACCGAAUCUUCACCAACCAGCGAUCACCCCGCGCACUAGCACUAUCCUACGCAUUAGGGACAAUUUACAAUUUACAGAAGCCAAUUAACCUACAAUCCUGUAUGUCUUUGGAGUGUGGGAGGAAACCGGAGCCCCCAGAGGAAACCCACGCGGUCACAGGAGGAACGUGCAAACUCCGUACAAGACAGCACCUGUAGUAAAGGUCGAACCCUGGUGUCUGGCACUGUAAGGCAGCUACUGUACCGCUGUGCCACUGUGCUACCUUCAUUUAAAGUGGAGUUUAAUUUCACAUGCACAAAUACGCUGAGUUACAGGUACAAUGAAAAUCUUGCUUGCAGCAGCAUCACAGGCACAUAGACUCAGACCUCACACAAAAACAGAUUAUAAAUAAAUUGCACAUUAAUUCUACAAGGCAGUGACAAUAAAAAAGACUGCGCAGGAAAACAAGAUCUUUGUGCAAAAAUACACAAUAGAAAACAAGUCCAUGGUAGUGCAAGAGAUGGUCUGUGGUGUUCCAUUGCCGAGAUGGGAUUAGGUUGUGUGGAUCGGUUCAAGAGCCUGAGGUUGCAGCGACACAGUGGCACAGCGGUAGAGCUGCUGCCUUACAGCGCCAGAGACCCGGGUUCAAUCCUGACUACGGGUGCUGUCUGUACGGAGUUUGUACGUUCUGCCUGUGACCGUGUGGGUUUUCUCCCAUUGCUCCGGUUUCCCAGCACAUUCCGAUGACAUGCAGGUUUGUAGGUUUAUGUAAAUUGUCCCUCGUGUGUAGGAUAGAACUAGUGUGUGGGUGAUUGCUGUUUGACACACGGUCACGGUGGGUCAAUCAGCUUAUUUCCAUGCUGCAUCUCUAAAGUCUAGCGGCAGCAGUGAGGAGAGGGCAUGACCCAGAUGAUGGGGAUCCAGGGAAUAAAUGAUGCUUUCGUGAGGUAGCGCCUGGUGGAGAUACAUUCGAUGGUGGGGAGUGGUGUGGCUCUGCAGCCUCUUGGUGUUCCCGCGUGUUGGGAUUGCUGUAGUAGACCGAGGUGCUGGCACGUCCUCUUUGUGGUGACAUCUAUGUGCUGGGCCCAGGACAGUUCAUCCGAGAUGCUAAUACCCAGAACUGACGAAUUCCAAAUGUUCAUUCCAUCAUUCUUGUUACUUAACAAUCACAGGAUUGCAGAAAGGAUGUGGAGGCUUUGGAAAGGUCGCAGAGGGAGUUUACCAGAACGUUGCCUAGAUUAGGGGGUAUUAGGUUUAGGGAGAGGUUGGACAGACUUGGAUUAUUUGCUCUGGAAUGCUGGAGGUUGCGGGGAGACUUGAUAGAAGUGUAUAAAAUAAUGAGAGGGAUAGAUAGGGUAGAAAGUCAGAACCUUUCUUCCACAGGAUGGUAAAAUCAAAUACUAGAAGGCAUAGCUUUAGCACGAGUGAAGUUUAAAGGAGAUGAGCAGGGCAACUUUUUUUUUUACACAGAGUGUGGCGAGUGCCUGGAAUGUGCUGCCGGGGGUGAUGGUUGAGGCAGAUAUGAUAGUAGUAGUUAAGAGAUGUUUGCAUAGGCACAUGGACAUGCAGGGAAUGGAGGGAUAUGGAUUCUCUACAGGGAGAUAAGAGAUUGUCUUCGGCACAGACAUUGCAGGCCAAGGGACCCAUUCUUGUGCUAUACUAUACUCUGAGAGAUGGACAACAUGGUCAUUUAAACGCCCCACACAUGUAUCCACCUAGCUCUGGAUUUAACAUCCCAUAUGAAGCAUGACACCUCUAGCAAUACAGCACUGAAGUGGAAGUUUAUGUUAGACAGUGAAGAAUUAACCCCAAUCUUCUGAAUCAGAUGGAAUGCUAAUAAUUGACAUCUGACAGUAGGUUACAAGCAACGGGCAUCAUCUGUGGUUAUUCGCUGUAGGCAAACAAACUGUAUGGUCACCAAACAUACAUAAACAUCUACUGGGCGGCACGCUGGUGCACCGGUAGAGUUGCCGCCUUACAGCGACAGACACCCGGGUUCGAUCCUGACUACGGGUGCUGUCUGUACAGAGUUUGUACGUUCUCCCUUUGACCUGCUUGAGUUUUCUCCAGGUGCGCUGGUCUCCUCCCACUCUCCAAAGGCAAACAGGUUUGUAGGUUAAUUGGUUUCGGUAAAAUUGUAAAUUGGCCCUCGUGUGUGUAGGAUAGUGUUAAUGUGCGGGGAUCGCUGUUCGGAGCGGACCUUGUGGGCCAAAGGGCCUGUUUCCACGCUGUAUCUGUAAACUAAAUUAGACCAUAGGACAUGGAGCAGAAUUAGGCCACUCAGCCCAUUGAGUUGCAUGCACACAAGAUCCAAAACAUACUCCCAAAACUGCUACGGCGCAAAUAGAAAACAACAUUCAUUAAUAGGAAACAACAACACUCUGGCUUUGCCACAAAUGCUGGUGGUAGAAUCUCAAACCUCAAUUUGAUCACAUACAUCUCUAUGAUACCACAACACAAUCCAUCUGAGGAACGGUCUGGCCUCACAAAGGGAACUUCUUCACCCUCAGAACUUUGCAUGUUUAUCUCCAGCAUAAGAUCUGUUUAAAAUUGACGUUGCUCUCCAAAUCGCAGACUAAAUCUGUAGCUUUAUUGAUGUCAUAGAGUCGUAGUUACUACUUGACCACACCGACCAAAAAUGUCCCUUCUAAACUAGUCCCUCCUGCCUAUGUUUGGGCCGUAUCCUUCCAAUCCUGUCGUUUCCAUGUACUUGUCCAAAUGUUUCUUAAAGAUUAAGAUACCACCUGCCUCAACUACCUUCUCUGGCAGCUCGUUCCAUACACCCACCACCCACUGUGUGACAAAUGGUACCCCUCACGUUCCUAUUAAAUCUUUCCCCCCUCACCUUAAACCUAUGGUACCUGGUUCUUGAUUUCCCUACUAUGAGCAAGAGACUUGGCGCAUUUACCCGAUAUAUUCCUCUCGUGAUUUUGUACACAAUGCACACAUUGUACACAAAUGUCUUUAGCACAUUUAAAAUCUGACUAACUUACUGGCAUUCGUAAUGUGACUAUUAAAUAUGAUUAUACUGACUGAUCUUUCUGACACAUGUUCUAAAGAUGCUGGGUUGAAGACUUAACAUGAGGGGUUGCAAAGACUACUCAAGUUCCACAAAUCUGCACUGUUGGCUUUGAACAACUUAAAACAACUGCAAUAAUAUUAUUUACUAUUGACAUCCUGCAUUGUUUCUCUCAGUAACUAAUAUCAUCACACAUUUCGGACAAAAGGUCUUCUGUCAUAUACAUUAAUAUCUGCUACCUAACUCAGAAAAAAUGUUUAUAAACCCAUUGAUUGUUGACAUCUACUGUAAUUCUUAAUGCAAUUAAUUCAAUAAAAUGAAAGAUAUUUUAA